GGUACAAAUGCAAGGAGCCGUCGGCGUGCGCAAGUGUCAUACUGAAAGCAAAACAUCGCCUGCGUCGGUGUGGGGCCUGCUGACACCGGAACUGAUACAGACGAUCGCAUCAUACCUGCAUAACAAUGAUGUCGUAGAGAACCUCAAGUUAGCCAACAAGGAGACCGCAGCCGCCCUAAAGGCCCGCCAUGUGCUCCAGCUCGCUCGCAAGGCUGAGCUCUGGCCGCGCGACCAGCUCCCGCCGCGCGCUGAGAGUCCCUGGCCAUGUGUGUCUUUUGUGGAGCACUGCCGGCGCGCGGGGGCCUGGCGUGGGCUCUCGCUCCACCAGCGGCGCCGCCUGCAUACACCACUCAGCCCUGGACGCGGCCGUGGCCGUGGGCGACGUGUCCGCGUGCGAGGCGCUGCUGGGGGCCGGGGCAGGCUGGGAUGGGUACGCGGCGGAGCUGGCGGCGGAGGGCGGCCACCUGCCGGUGCUGCAGCUGCUGCAGCGGCGCGGCAUGCCCCUGAGCAUGCUGUGCGAUGCUGCUUGCGUGCUACGCGCAGCCUGCCGCGGCGGCCACGCGCAUGUGGUGGAGUGGCUUGAGACGCGCAAGGGCGCAGGCUUCAUGACAGCCGAGGAGAUGCAGAGCGCCGACGGCGGCAGCAGAAGCGAGUUGGCGCAGCAGCUGGCGCACCGGGGGCGGUUGUCGGAGGAGGCAAGCCGGCUGAGUUGUAUGGCAGCGGCCGCGGCGAAGCAUGGGCACACCGAGCUCUUUGAGAGCAUCGUGACCCGCUUGGAGCAGGCGAGCAAGCCAGCAACAUGGGCGGCACAGCUGCUGGCUGCCGUGGCCGCCGGCUGUAGCCUGGAGCUGCUGCAGCACUGCUACAGCCGCUGGGUGGGCGAGGGACCGGGCCAGCUGUCGCUCCCGGACAGCCCGCCCGCAGAAGAGGCCCCGCGCCUAACUGACGCCAAGCGUAAGCUACUGGGGCGGGCCGGCGGCAGCGCCACGCCGGACGCCCUUGCCAAGUUCGACUGGCUGCUAGAGCAGUGGCCGUCAAUGCGCGCGUCGCUCCUGCAGCAGGAGCGCCCGCCGCCGAAUGGCAUCGGUUGGGGUGUUUGGAGGCCGUUGCAGCGGUCGGAGGGCGACGGCUGGACCCGGCGGCUGCGGGAGCUGUCGGCGCGCGGCUGCGGUUUUAGCAUGCGUGACGCCACUUACGCUGUAAAGGCCGACGACGUGGAGGCGGUGUCUUACCUGCUGCCCUACAUCACAGACACGGACAUGUUGAGCUAUAUGCGAUUUCAGGCGGCAAAUUGCAGUCACCUGGCGGUGCUGCAGCUGCUGCAGAAGCGCCAGAAGUUCUGCUCCAAAUUGGUGCAACAGGUGCUGUUUCACGCCGCCGACGAGAACACAGGCAUACGCGCAGCCGCUGACGCGCUCAUUUGUUGGUGGUGUGAGGAGGCUGACGAUGAGACAUCCGGGUUACGCCCUCAACACUGGCGAGUGGCGUUUAGUAAUACGGCGUCAAGCGGUGUGGCGGGUCUGCAGACGCUGCAAGCGCUGCAUCGGCGUGGCGGCAGCGAAGCGAGCUGCGACUUGAAGGAGCUCGCCACGGGCGGUUGCGAGGAGCAAAUGGAAUGGGGUGCGGCGCUGCUGGCGGAAGCUGGACAGCCUUUGCCGACCUUCUCGGCACAGGAGGUGUGGGACAUUGCUGCAAAGCACGGCAACUACGCAGGACUCGACUGGCUGCGCGCCCGCGGCCUUAUCCCACACCUGCCUAGCCCCCAGUGGGUGGCUGGCCAGCACAUGUGUGCCGAGGGCUUCUUCAACGGGCUCAGCUACUGGCUGCGCGCCACUGCGGCAGACGUGCAGGCAGCAGCAGCGGCAGAAGGUGCGGCGGCAGAGGCGGCAGCAGCGGGGCAGCAGCAUGGGUCUGGGUCUUGGUCCGCAAGUGCCGGCGUCAGCAGCCCUGAAUCCGAUAGCACUGCCGCGAUGGCGGCGGCUGCGCGGCGGCUGCCAGCCUCCUUUCGCAAACGCGUGCUGGGCGAGGUUGCGCGGCCGCACGGCGAGAUGCUGGCCCUUCCGCGGCCGCAGCUCGAGCGGAUAGCGCGCCUGCUUGAGGGUCCAGCAGAGGCCCAGCCGCGGGUGCAUCGACAGGGCAACAUGAAGCAGGAGCUCCUGAAGGGACAUAGCACUGGAACAGGCAGGGCGGCGGUGGCUGUGCGUUCUGGUGGGGUCAAGAAGGGCGCUGGUGCGCGUGGCGGCGGCGGGGGCAAGAUUGGCAGCUUCAAGAGCAGGGGAAUGGGAGCAGCUGGCAAGAAAUGAACAUGCGACUAGGGUGCAGUUUGGCGUGUGACAUGAGUGUCGUGGUAAAAGAAAUUGGUGAACAGUGUGAUUGAGAGGUGAUGUGGUCAUCCUUGGCUACGUCAGUGUACACUUCAACCAUCAGGGUCUCAUUAAAAGUGCAGAAGGCCUUGUUGUCGAAGAAUGCAUCACCCAUCACUGAGUUUACGGGUUCCCCCACGUCAGUCAUAAACUGUUCGUAUACCCCCAGCACCAUUGGCAUGCGCACAUCCCUCAGCGGGUAUGCAAAUGCCAUGCACAAGAUAUCUACGGCCAGGAAGCACCUGUACACGGCGCAUUGCCCUUCGUGUACCGUGGGUUUGCGUUAGGGGCGCUGCUUUUCGGGAGUGUGCUGUCCCGCCGGCCGUGUGUGGGGCGUGCGGUGCGUGAUCGCCGGCUUCUCGGCCGUCUUGUGGGUUGUGUGUGCGCGUGUGAGUGCCUGUUUGCGGCGGGCGCGUGUUGGCUGCGUGGGCGGGCUCCUUGGCGGGCUUUUCGUCCUGGCUGUGUUUUGCCCUGUGUGUGUGCGCGUGUCCCCUCUCCGCGCUCCCGUGCCGCAGGGCUGAUGAUUUUAA
Messenger RNA from Chlamydomonas reinhardtii, 2893 nucleotides. RefSeq lists its product as uncharacterized. Gene Ontology annotation, biological process: ceramide biosynthetic process; sphingolipid catabolic process. Gene Ontology annotation, molecular function: glycerophospholipase activity. Gene Ontology annotation, cellular component: membrane; endoplasmic reticulum; cell periphery. Lineage: Eukaryota; Viridiplantae; Chlorophyta; Chlorophyceae; Chlamydomonadales; Chlamydomonadaceae. The coding region runs from base 189 to 2303 and encodes 704 amino acids. The record is from RefSeq and is a predicted model, not a curated record. The transcript is spliced from 4 exons.